GUCCUCUUCGAUUCAUGAAUUUCAUGAUAAAGCGGGUUUGUUCAUCCCGGCCCACGUAUAUAAACCUCCAUAAGACAGUUACUCGUCGUAUCAUCUCCCCACCGAACUUCGGAGCACGUCUCGUUCAUCAGCGCAUAAUCCGCCUAGUUCACUCGAGUAUAGUCAGAGACAAGAUGGCCGCAACUCGGGACGUCUCCAAGCAGUCGGACAUCACGAAGAUGACCACCGACCCGGACGGCAGCUUCAAGCGCAAGGCCUCUACUUUCCGCGACUUCAUCGAGAAGGGCGGCAAGUUUGAGCCGGAGAAAGGCAGAUACCACCUCUACGUCUCCUAUGCGUGCCCAUGGGCGACCAGGACGAUUAUCGUUCGGAAACUGAAGGGCUUGGAGGACUUCAUCCCUGUCCAUGUCGUAUCGCCGCGCAUGGGAGAGCAUGGCUGGCCCUUCGCCAACGUGGAUGCUUACCCCGCCGCCGAUGUUGACCCUCUCUUCAAUGCAGAACAUGUUAAGGACAUAUACCUUCGCGUCGAUCCGAACUAUGACGGCCGCUUCACGGUGCCCAUUCUAUUCGACACGAAGCACUCGACGAUUGUGAACAACGAAUCAUCGGAGAUCAUACGCAUGUUCUAUACCGCCUUCGACCACCUCCUCCCUCCGGAAUAUGCCAACCUUGACCUUUACCCCGAACCCUUGCGCAAAGAGAUCGAUGAGCAGAACGAAUGGGUGUACGACACGGUUAACAAUGGUGUCUACAAAUCGGGGUUCGCGACCACUUCCAAGGCAUACGAAGCAGCCGUGUACCCGCUUUUCGAAUCGCUCGACAAACUUGAAAAGAUCCUUGAGGGCAAGGACUACCUAGUAGGAGACCAGCUAACCGAGGCGGAUAUCAGGCUCUUCCCUACCAUCAUCCGAUUCGACCCGGUUUACGUGCGCCACUUCAAGUGCAACAUCCGUGACAUUCGCAGCGGGUAUCCGAACCUUCACCGUUGGAUGAAGAACCUAUACUGGAAGAAUCCGGCUUUCAAGGACACCACUAACUUCGAUCACAUCAAGACUCACUACUUCUGGUCGCAUCCUUCGGUCAAUCCGCAUCGCAUCGUUCCCGUUGGGCCUAUUCCUCACAUCCUCCCGUUGUAAACCCGUCUAUCAAUAUAACAUGAACGUCGUAACGCCGACAGAAUUGUAUUGUACUGGCUCCUGUACUCUGAACUCA
Punctularia strigosozonata HHB-11173 SS5 is the source of this 1212-nucleotide messenger RNA. RefSeq names its product glutathione S-transferase. The record is from RefSeq and is a predicted model, not a curated record. The coding region runs from base 174 to 1136 and encodes 320 amino acids. Gene Ontology annotation, cellular component: cytoplasm. Gene Ontology annotation, molecular function: glutathione transferase activity. Lineage: Eukaryota; Fungi; Basidiomycota; Agaricomycetes; Corticiales; Punctulariaceae. The transcript has 8 exons.